UUGUUUUCUUUUUCAAUAUUUUCUGUCAAAAUAAUGAUAUUCCAGUUUAUUAGUGUAUAUGUCAGAUUUCUUAAAAGAAAUAUAAAUCAAAACACAAAAAAAACACAAUAAAUCCGUGAUGUGAGUUUGAGCAGUGCUGAACUUCAAAAGUCCGCCACUAGAGUACAGCACUUCCUUUUGUCAACUUCCGUCAAGCAUGCCUCCCAAAAAGGACGCAAAGGGAGGAAAGACGGCUGCUAAGCAGCCUCAGAAGACCCAGAAGAAGAAAGAGGGGUCUGGAGGAGGCAAGGCCAAGAAGAAGAAGUGGUCCAAGGGAAAGGUCCGUGACAAGUUGAACAACCUGGUGUUGUUUGACAAGGCGACCUAUGACAAACUGUACAAGGAGGUGCCCUCGUACAAGCUGAUCACGCCGUCAGUGGUCAGUGAGCGGCUGAAGGUGCGCGGAUCGCUGGCCCGUGCCGCGCUCAUCGAGCUCCACAGCAAAGGGCUGAUCAAGCUGGUGACGAAGCACCACGCCCAGAUGAUCUACACCCGGACCAUCGCCGCCGACGAUGAGGAGACCAAGUAGAGCCACUGUCCAUUCAUAAACAAAUAAACAAACAAAAAAACUA
This is a messenger RNA of Amphibalanus amphitrite, 611 nucleotides long. RefSeq names its product 40S ribosomal protein S25-like (gene RpS25). Bases 197 to 568 code for a protein of 123 amino acids. Lineage: Eukaryota; Metazoa; Arthropoda; Thecostraca; Balanomorpha; Balanidae. The record is from RefSeq and is a predicted model, not a curated record. Gene Ontology annotation, cellular component: cytosolic small ribosomal subunit. The transcript has 4 exons. Gene Ontology annotation, molecular function: structural constituent of ribosome.